AUGAAGGUGCCAAUGAAUUUUGCGUCGAUUUCCUACGAUACCACUGCGUUGCAUCAACUGCGCGAGCGCAGGCGGACGCAACUGAAGAUUUCUCGAAUGGGUAUGAUGGGAAAGCUUGCAAGCAAUGUAAAGGUCACAGUGAAUAUGUUUUUCGAUAUCAGCGGGAUUCUGCCGAUCUUGUUGACACUCAGCGCCUUCUUUGUGGCGUGGCACGCCACUGGGGUUUUGGUGAACUGCACUAAUCCGCUUGUUGUGGUGCUCUCCGGCAGUAUGGAGCCGGCCUACCACCGUGGUGACUUACUGUUGCUGCAUAAGAUCACAAAGGUGUCCAUUAGCGAUGUCGUUGUCUUUAACCUUCCUGGUCGCACUGUGCCCAUAGUGCACCGCGUACACGGUGUGCACGAGGACGGUGGCACGCGGCUGUUUCUUACAAAGGGCGAUAACAAUGCUUUUGAUGACCGCACGCUUUACCCUGAUGGGUACCACUGGGUGCAGGAGGAGGACGCCGUGGGGAAAGUCUUUGUCAUCAUCCCAUACGCCGGUUUUUUGACCAUUUUGUCGGAGGACAAGCCCUGGGUGAAAUAUAUUGCUUUAACCGCCGCUGUCGUCUGGGGAUGGAUAUCAGGGGUGUGA
Messenger RNA from Trypanosoma rangeli, 633 nucleotides. Its product is annotated as signal peptidase protein type I. The transcript has a single exon. Gene Ontology annotation, cellular component: membrane; signal peptidase complex. Gene Ontology annotation, molecular function: serine-type endopeptidase activity. The coding region runs from base 1 to 633 and encodes 210 amino acids. The record is from RefSeq and is a predicted model, not a curated record. NCBI's taxonomy places the organism in Eukaryota, Euglenozoa, Kinetoplastea, Trypanosomatida, Trypanosomatidae.